This is a messenger RNA of Mizuhopecten yessoensis (Yesso scallop), 1452 nucleotides long. RefSeq names its product location of vulva defective 1-like. Bases 1 to 1452 code for a protein of 483 amino acids. The transcript has 9 exons. The record is from RefSeq and is a predicted model, not a curated record. NCBI's taxonomy places the organism in Eukaryota, Metazoa, Mollusca, Bivalvia, Pectinida, Pectinidae.
AUGUCGAACAUACCAAACGCGCCUGCAAAAGUGGAACUAACAGUCACGUUUUACGAACGCGGAAACACCAGUGAAAUUACAGCACCAAUUGAGACAAUGGUCAUUGGUACAGAUUACACCAGAAACUCGUCAACUGUGGUCCUUGUUCCUAUCCCGUCUAUCACAAGACCGACAAAGAUAGACGUAUGGCGUGACGGGAUUGAUUCUACCCUUUGGAAACUGUUGAAGUUGACCAUGGAAAGUUCAUCGUAUACUUUUACGUUUGAAUGCGACUGCUUGAUUGGUACUGACAGCGCUAAGUCCACCAUAUUUCCAACAGAAGACAUGUGGCAGAUUGAGACAGAAACCAGCGUGAAAACUUACGCUGGAUCUCGUAGUGAUUUUAGCCUUACGGUAUGGGACAGUACUGGUAUAAGCCAAACAACCAUGUUUUAUAAAAGUUUCAAGAAAGGAGAAACAACAACCAUAGAUAAUCUGUCCCUACAUCUGAACAGUCCUGUAAAGUACAGUUUGCAGAUGGUUGGAAACAAGGACGGUACAAAGCCUGAUUGUUUUACAAGUACAACCUCUACCACUACAACUUCUACCACUACAACAACCGUUCCUACUACCACUACCAUCACCGUUCCUACUACCACUACCACCACUAACAUUCCUACUACGAUUACCACUACAGAAUCAUCAGCAUCAACUGAGAUACAGUCAACCAGGGAAAUGAACACCACGAAAGAAGCUGUUGAUUGGAAGAUCAGUGUUACAACUGGCUACAUGUUGAACACAUCCUUCACGAAAGCCGACUUUACAGUCACAUUCUACGAACGCGGGAACACCAGCGAAAGUGAUGCACCUAAUGUAACCAUGACAAUAACGAUAACACAAUUCUCAGCAUCCCACGCUGUUGUUAAUGUCACUAUCCCAGCUAUCACAAGACCGAAGAUGAUAGACGUUUGGCAAAACUCAACUGAAUCUUUUCUUUGGAAAAUGGUAAAGUUGACGAUGGAAAGCGCCUCAUAUAACUUUACAUUCGAAUGUGACUGCUGGAUUGGAAAUAGCCACAACAAGACUACCAUAGCCGCAAAAGAGGAUAUGUGGGCAAUACAGACAACAACUGGAAAGAUAAGUUUUCGUGCUGCUAACGCAACAUUCAGCAUUACUGUGUGGGACAGUACAGCGCCUGAUUGUCCUAUAACCACCACCUCCACCACCAAUGCCGUUACCACCACUCCGACAGCACCACCAUUCGAGACGCUGUCCACCACAACAGAGAUUUUCAGAAAUGUCACAUCUGAUGUAUCUAACAAUGCUUCAAUAAGGAAGAAGACAAGCGCAACUGACAGCCGCGACUCCUCGAAAGCUAUCGGGUUUUUUGGAGCAGCACUUCUUGCUAUUCCCUUUGUAUUUAUAAUGGUCUUGGAUCUCAGCCGGUUCUUUCAAUUCCUGCAAUCUUUAUAA